This is a messenger RNA of Prorocentrum cordatum, 1362 nucleotides long. NCBI's taxonomy places the organism in Eukaryota, Dinophyceae, Prorocentrales, Prorocentraceae. The record is from the annotation of a GenBank genome assembly.
AUACACGGGCCGUCUUGUAAGCUCGGGGCGCAUAUCCAUCGUCUUUGACGAAGGGUCGUGGUUUGGGAUGCCCUGGAGUGCCUGGGGGCAACGCCUGGGACUGAGGGUGGUGCACGGUCCUCGAGCGGGUGCACGUGGGAUGAGGGGUCCGCGGGAUAUUGUCGACCUGGUCGCGUGGACAGACUCCGACUGGGCGGGCGACACGACGAGCGGAAGAGCCAGACCGGCGUGCACAUCACCGCGCGUGGGUGUCCAAUGUUCGGGAUCAGUUGUCGUCAAGACGUGCAGUCCCCUAACAGCUGUGAAGCCGAGUGGCACGCUGGAGCUCGAGGUCUCAGCGAGGGACUUGGGCUGAAGGCGCUCUUCACGCUCAUGGGCUACAGCGUGCGCUUGAGCUGGCGAUGUGACAGCUCGAGCGCGCGUCAGGGCACCGGGCGGAUCAAGCACCUUGCCACGAAAACGCUCUGGAUUCAGCAGCUGGUGGCCAAGAAGAUCAUCAUCAUCAUCGAUCCCGUAGCUGGCGACGACAACCUGGCGGAUCUCGGCACGAAGGUGUUGCCGAGGGCACGCCUCGAGUGGCUCCGUGAGAGCUGCGGACUGAAGGAGGUGCCCGUGCCAGGGACCUCGAGGGUAGCUGGAGUCGGGGCCAUGCCGACCGGCUUCCAGGCCCAGUCAACCCUGCUGAAGGCGUUGCUUGCAGUGGCCGCGUCACUCCCCACAGCGGUGAAUGGGGGGCACAACCGAGCUGUGCGAGGCACCGCAGGAGGUGGAUGGGAGUGCGUUGACUUCAGUGGCCAUGCCAGGAGUCAUGACUGAGGGCUACUGCGUGGGCCUGGCUGUGCUGAUGGCAGGCGUGAGCCUAGGGCUCUGACUUGCUUUGCUCGGAUUUUCCUUGGCUUGCUGGUUUUGUCCGCGUGUGAGGCCGAGUUGGCGCCCCACGGGUGCCCCGCCGCGCGUUGGCGACGGCGGGAGGCCACAGCGCGCUCCGAUCGAGGGAUCGAGCGAGCCAGCGGUGAAACUCAAGACUAAGAAGGGCGACCGCAGAAGGACGGUUGCCACCCAGAGCCAGGUCAAGUACACCUGGUGGGCGACCAGCCCCUGUUUGCUGCCAUUGGGACCGAGAGAACAGGGGGUGUGGUCCGAGUCGGGCCUCAAGCCGAGUACUGUUUAGAUGUGCCAUGGGCGCGAAUCUAGACCUCCGCGACUACGCGUCGAGGCACUGCGGGCUUUGACCCAGGAGGGAGUGGUGACCAGAGGGGUGUCCGAGGAGGACGGGCUCACCACCCGCCCCCGCCCGGCCAGGAGGCGUGCUCAGGAUCUUGAGUGAUUCGGACGCCGUCAAUUCGUAGCAUACCCGCAGGC